CGAUUCACCCAGACGCACACUCCAUGGGCGCCUAGCUUGCCCUGUCAAAGCGAACUCGACCUCAAAUCUCCGGCCUGGGUCGCACCGUCUGAGCGUCCCUCCCGCCUUGUCCUCCGUGAGCGCGGCUCCCUCGUGGGCCAGCGGGGUCAGUCAAGAUGGGUGCCUGCAUGAGUUCGAGCAGUGAAGAAACGGAGCAGAAGAAGAGGAGCCAAAAGAUUGACAAGGAUUUGGAAGAGGACUCAAAACGAUUGAGAAGAGAAUGCAAGAUCCUCCUGUUGGGAUCCGGCGAGAGCGGCAAGUCCACGAUCGUGAAGCAGAUGAAGAUUAUCCAUCUCAAGGGCUAUUCGGACGAAGAGCUCUACAACUACCGCCCGACCGUGUUCAAAAACCUAAUAGAAUGCGCCAAAGCCGUCGUGAAUGCAAUGCGGCAGUUCGACAUCGAACCAGAAAAGGAAGAAACAAAGACUCUUUGCGACUUUCUCCUCGAAUACAGUGUCGAUUCCGGGCCGCAGGUUUUGAUCGACACGAGGGUUGGAGAGGCAAUACAGGCAAUAUGGAACGACCCUGCGAGGAAGCAGCUCAUGGACCGACAAACCGAAUUCUACCUCAUGGACUCGGCCGAAUAUUUCUUUGAGCAGGCGCAACGAAUCGUGCGCCAGGACUACCUGCCGAACGAGAUGGACGUCCUUCGAGCAAGAACAAAAACAACGGGGAUAUACGAGACACGUUUCCAAAUGGGCCAGCUUAGCAUACACAUGUUUGACGUUGGAGGACAACGAAGCGAGCGGAAAAAGUGGAUUCACUGUUUUGAGAACGUGACAUCUAUCAUAUUCUGUGUGGCCCUUAGCGAAUAUGACCAGGUGCUACUGGAGGAGAGUAGUCAGAACCGUAUGAUGGAGAGCCUGCUCUUAUUCGAUUCCGUGGUCAAUUCGAGAUGGUUCGUGCGGACCAGCAUAAUAUUGUUCCUCAAUAAAGUCGACAUCUUCAAGCAGAAGCUCGGCAGGUCGCCAUUGAGCAACUACUUUCCCGACUACUCUGGCGGCAAUGAUGUGAAUAAGGCUGCCAAAUAUCUUUUGUGGAGAUUUAACCAGGUCAACCGGGCACAUCUGAACCUAUAUCCUCAUCUCACCCAGGCAACGGACACAUCAAAUAUUCGGCUCGUCUUCGCCGCCGUGAAGGAGACCAUCCUCAACAACGCCUUGAAAGAUUCAGGCAUUUUGUGAUC
Molecule: messenger RNA, 1225 nt
Organism: Cryphonectria parasitica EP155
Lineage: Eukaryota; Fungi; Ascomycota; Sordariomycetes; Diaporthales; Cryphonectriaceae
Exons: 6
Coding region: 156-1223 (355 amino acids)
Biological process (GO): adenylate cyclase-activating G protein-coupled receptor signaling pathway
Cellular component (GO): heterotrimeric G-protein complex
Molecular function (GO): GTPase activity; GTP binding; G protein-coupled receptor binding
Source: RefSeq, a predicted model, not a curated record